Melampsora larici-populina 98AG31 is the source of this 807-nucleotide messenger RNA. RefSeq lists its product as uncharacterized. NCBI's taxonomy places the organism in Eukaryota, Fungi, Basidiomycota, Pucciniomycetes, Pucciniales, Melampsoraceae. The transcript has 3 exons. The record is from RefSeq and is a predicted model, not a curated record. The coding region runs from base 239 to 667 and encodes 142 amino acids.
GGAAUAAGGAAUCAUCUUGCAGUCUGAUUAUGUCAUCAAGCUCGCUGGCCUUGCGCGGGAGCUCGACCCCAUCCAUCGAGCUCUGGAAUAUGCCAACACUAAAGCAAAAGAACCCUUGGCUCGUCCAUUUUCACUCACACUUCUCAGGCUCUUAUCAAAUGUGAUUGGGUCAGAAGCUCUGGCUGGACGAUAUGUUCAAAACCCGACCAGACGUCUUGUCACUCAGUAUGUAAUCAACAUGUUAUUAAGUGAAGAUGAAAGCGUGAGAGUGACUGCAUGUAGUGUGUGUUAUGGUUUGGUAUGUGAAUGGAGUGGGUCGCGAUCUGAGUGGGUCAAAGCCGAGGGUGAAGAAUGGGAGGCUGGUCUCCCCAGUAGCGAUCAUGCGGAUGAGGAAGAGUGGGAGGUUGAACUCAUGAGCGCAUUGAUAGAAGCUUUGAAGAGAGAACAUCAAUCAAGCUCUGAAGCAGAUGUUGCUCAUCGAUUGGUAGCCACGAUUGGCCGCUUAGAUUAUCUUUCACCUUAUCAUCUAUCAUCUCUAAGAGUUUUGACCGAAACUUUAAACCUGACACAAAUCCUUGAUGAGAAGAAGAGGUUAGAAGCUCUGAAGGGCAAGAAGGAGCUUCUUGAGCUUUGUGACGAGGUGAAGAAGAUGUGUACAGCUUCUUGACCAUUGCUCUAGCAUCUCAUCUCAUCUCUUUCUUGUCUGCCUUCGCUUUCAAAGGAAACGGUACUGGGUGCAAUUAGAAACAUGAACUGAACCCAUCUCAUCAGACUUAACUCGAGUUGGUGGAUGGAACUCAGACUGAU